AUGGGCGCUAGUUUCGUAAAUAUUUCUUUACGGCUGGCACUUUAUAUUUCUAGUGUUUUAUACUUUGUGACAUUUUUUACUAUUUCACGAAUUUAUUCGCUCGUUAUGGAUAUGUAUAAAAAAAAACCUUUGAAGUUUACAUGUAACUUUAAAGAUUUUAAGUCUACAGAAAUUGAAACAAGUAGAAAUUUAGCUAGGAGUCAUCAAAUCCAUAAAGUUCGAGAAAGUGCUAUGACUACAGAAGAUAAAAAAUUAACCUGUGAAGCCAAGCCUCAGUUUAAAGGAGAAUCAAGACUAGAGAUGCUGAAGAAAUGGAAAGAAGAAAAACUGCUCAAGAAGCAAAUGGAAUUAAAGUUAAGGAAACCAGUUUUUAAAGUAGGAAAAUAUGAUCCAAAUUCUGGAACAUCCUUAAUGAAAAGCCUAGAAAAAUCAAAUUCAAAUGAUAUGACACUGAGACAAAAACCUGUCAUCGCUGCACCCAAAGUAACAAGCGAGAUUCUUGCAGUUAAAAUUACUAAAUCAACAGUAUCAAAAAUUCCUGGCUCUAAAUCAGUACAGCAGAUUCCUCCAGUUAAACUAACUAAAUCAGCAGUAUCAAAAAUUCCUGGCCCUAAAUCAGUGCAACAGACUUCCGAAUGUAAAUCGGAAUUUGUGAAAUCGAGCAAACCAAAAGAGCUGAAAGGAAAUUCUGCUUCAAGUAUUACAUGCAGCAGUUUAUCAAAGAAACAGCAAACCAGUAGUUUACAGGAUCAGUCUGAUACUGGAUCCAAAAAUAUCAGUGAAAAACUCAAGAAGGCUUCUUUAAAAGUUGUCCCCAAUAAGAAACUUACUCAGAGCUUUAAACAUGUUUCUAUUCGUACUGAAGUUAGAUCUCCUGAUGAUUCUUUUGCUCCCCAGAAUUUCUUGUUUGAGCCACCGAAAGGGUUAUCUUUUUAUUGCUUUAAAAAGAAACAACCAUUUGUCAUGUUGGAUGAAAAAAGGCUUGACAGACGAACGUCUACUCCAAUAAAUCCACUGCAAAUAAGUACAGAAGCCAAAAGUAUUGUUAAUUCUUGUAAUGAUACAAGGUUGGAAGAGGAUAAAAAUUUAUCUCUUGAAACUUGUAGCUUUCAAGCUGAAAUAAAAGGAGCUGAAAAAGUUGAUUCCUAUACAUUUGAAGAAAGUAAAAAAUUCCAAAAUGUACCUGAAGAUUGUGAAAGUAAUCCAAGGCCAGUAUUAAAAUCUACACCAAGGACAUCUCAUGUGAAGAGUUCUAAGAAUUUCCACUUUACUCCUCGUCAUAAACUUGCAUUCUCAAAUUUGGAAGCAAAUCCAUUUGACAGUAUAGAUUCUAUGAUCAGUGAUGAGAACAUCACACUUAUAGGUACACCUAUAAAAGAUUACAGUAUUAGCAAUGUAUCUUCACAUACACAGCUAACAGGUCCGUUUCGAAGGUUAAAUUUGAAUAAUGAUUCGGCUAGGGAAGUUUUGCAAGAUGUUGUUGCAUCUAGUCCUGUUCUCAAGUCUGCGCAAGUCGCUGAAUUAUCUGAAGUGAGCUUAUUGUACACACCUGCUCCUAAAGGCAUACAAAAAUGUCGCAAAUCGAUCAAAGGAGAUUUAAUGUCAUUUUCCCCUAGCCAAUAAAUUCUUCUGUAUUUAUACAUAAAAAUGUAUAUUUAUCAGUCAUAUUGAUAGUAUAUUAUAUAUUUGUAAAAAGUUAUUUAUAUAAUCUUUUUGUGUUAAUCUUGUAUAGUUAUGUAAAUAAAAAGAGAGCUUUUGAAGCUUUAU
Stegodyphus dumicola is the source of this 1767-nucleotide messenger RNA. RefSeq lists its product as uncharacterized. The record is from RefSeq and is a predicted model, not a curated record. Lineage: Eukaryota; Metazoa; Arthropoda; Arachnida; Araneae; Eresidae.